Messenger RNA from Pimephales promelas (fathead minnow), 2475 nucleotides. RefSeq names its product solute carrier family 25 member 47a (gene slc25a47a). Gene Ontology annotation, biological process: transmembrane transport. The record is from RefSeq and is a predicted model, not a curated record. Gene Ontology annotation, molecular function: transmembrane transporter activity. Gene Ontology annotation, cellular component: mitochondrion. Lineage: Eukaryota; Metazoa; Chordata; Actinopteri; Cypriniformes; Leuciscidae.
AAUGCGUGUACGAAUGAAUUCACUCUGUCUGUAACUAAUUAAAUAAAGGUUUAUUCAUCAAAUUCGCAACAAUGCAACUGUAAUGUAAAUGAACUCGCAUGAUAAAAAUAACAAAAUGACGAGUUGUAAAGUCAAAUAAAGUUGAAGGAUAAAAUAGAGUUAGCGUAUUUAACAUGCACGACCGUAAAUAAAAAGCAAGUUUCUCAUUAUUGCUGUUAAAUCGGAACAUGCAUGAAGAAGCUGCAUGUGUCUGCUGAACCACGUGAGAAUGAGGAACUGUUACAAAAGGACUCGCUAGACUGCAGAUCUGCGACCUCUACGCGAUCAUGUCAGCGCAUUACACAAGUGUCCAUCAGGACAGAAGCAGCAAUAAUGUCAUAGGCUGCAGGUACAGCAGUUUCAACGAUGCAUUUCGCCGACUUCCUCGCAGGAUCAGUGGGAGGAGCGUGUGGCGUUGCGGUCGGAUAUCCACUGGACACGGUCAAAGUCCGGAUCCAGACUCAGAAACAGUUCACGGGAAUCUGGCAGUGCAUCGUAAUGACCCUCAAGAAAGAAGGGGUCCAGGGCUUCUUUAAGGGAAUGGCUUUGCCCGUCACCACUAUAUCCAUGACCUCGUCCGUGGUGUUCGGCACGUACCGGAACUGUCUCCAGUGUCUCGCUCGGCUCCGCGGGACCGGCGCGCACAACUCCAAAUUGGACAUCUUCCUGUCCGGCAUGGCGGGCGGUGUGGCUCAGAUCUCUGUGAUGUCACCGGGCGACCUGGUGAAAGUGCGUCUGCAGUGUCAGACCGAGAGCCGGCGCGGUGGAUUGAGUCACGGUAAGCCCCGAUACAGCGGGCCGGUCCACUGUUUGCUGAGCAUCGCUAAACACGAGGGCGUUUCGGGGCUUUACAGAGGAGCGCUUCCUCUGGCCUUCAGAGACGGGCCUUCGUUCGCCACGUACUUCCUGACCUACAACACACUGUGUUCCCGACUCACACCAGCGGGACAGACAGAGCCGGACUGGACUGUGGUGCUGCUGUCCGGUGGAGUCGCAGGAAUGGCCGGCUGGUCUGUCGGGACGCCGAUGGACGUGAUUAAAGCUCGUCUUCAGAUGGACAGGAGAUAUCGAGGACUCGUCCACUGCAUCACAGAGACCCUGAGGAACGAGGGCCCCGGGGUUUUCUUCAGGAGUCUGGGAAUAAACUGUUUGCGAGCGUUUCCCGUGAACAUGGUGGUCUUCGCCGUGUACGAGGUCAGUGUCCGUGUGCUCCGGACCCCGUCUCUGGAUCGGCUCUCAUGAUCACAUUAUUUUCUUACUGUAUUUAAUGUGCAGUAACAUCAUGCAGAGGACUGAAUCUCACGAAGAUGAGAUAUUAUUUGCUUGAAAUUUGAUUUUUUAUGGGUAACACUUUAUUUUACAGUGUCCUUGUUACAUAUGGUACAUGCUCUUAUCAUAGUAAUAACAGUAAGUUAUGCAUAAUUACAUGCCACUAAUCAUACUCUAACCCUAUAGUACACAUGUAGUUGCUUAAUAUCACUCAGUACUAAAUAUAUAAUUACAUUGUAACAAUGAGGUUACACUUCAUUUUAAGGUGUCAUUGUUACAGUGUAAUUAUAUAUGUCGUAGUUACAUUGCACUUAUUCAAAUAAGUACUGAGUAAUAUUAAUUAAGCAUGAACUUACUAUAGUUACGGUUAGGGUUUGGUUUAGGGUAAAUUACUUCAAAUUAUGCACUAAUUAUUACUAUAUAUGCAUGUAUUAACUACGCCAACUUAAAAUAAAGUGUUACCAAUUGUUUUGUUCAAUAUUUUGCACAAUGUAUUUUAAAAAAAAAACAAAGCUAGAAUUAGUUAUAUUUUACCUCAAAUCAAAAGGAAAAAUAUUUUUUUAUUAAGAUAUUUUGCAUGAUAUAGUAUUAUGUCGUCGUGACGAAUAAGAAUAACUGUAUUCCCAUUAAUGGAGAGUAUUUAAAAUGUCUCUAAAACUCAUAAAGCAAUAAUAAUGAGAAAUUGAGAUACAAUUGUCACCAAUAUAAUCUCUCAAUGCACCCCGAAAUUGUAUCUUUAAAUAAGAUGCAUGACGCAUUAUUAUGUGCUGACUUUACAAUCCAAAAAGUAUUAAUAUUUAAUCAUUAAAAAGAUACGAGCAAGAGUGUAAAUCUGAUAUCGAUUUUAUACAAAAAUUACAAUAAACGCUUUAGACUCAGAAUAUUGUGUUUUUGCUGUAUUUCCCCAAUGAGAAUAAAUCUAACGGCACAUUUAUGAAUGAACAUAUCAAGCGUACUCAUUGUUUACUUGUUUUGUGGUUUAUUGUAAAUGGUUUGUGUUAUAUGUUGCUGGGAUCUGUAUAUUGUGGAUAAUUGUAUAUCUUUGGUUUAUUUUGUUUUUGUGUGUUUAUACUGUUUCUGGGACGCUUUACUUGUAUAUAUUUCUUCACUACUGGAUUGUUGGAUUUUCGGUGCACUUGUGUGUAAAUAAACACCAUCAUUCUCUGA